Messenger RNA from Odontomachus brunneus, 2396 nucleotides. RefSeq names its product zinc finger BED domain-containing protein 1-like. NCBI's taxonomy places the organism in Eukaryota, Metazoa, Arthropoda, Insecta, Hymenoptera, Formicidae. Gene Ontology annotation, molecular function: protein dimerization activity. The coding region runs from base 1434 to 2396 and encodes 320 amino acids. The transcript is spliced from 4 exons. The record is from RefSeq and is a predicted model, not a curated record.
UCGUGUGAUAAAGAAUCUGUUAUUGUAUCAAUAAUAACUUCAAGUUGUGAUUGUAAUAAACUGUAUUAUCUGUUAUAUCGUCGGUUCACGUUCGAUCGAUCCUCUAAUAGAUAUCCUGGCACCUAGAGUCAAAAAUCCAAGACUCGAGCGGUGCGCGAAAAACUCACGCACGAACGCGACACGUGGCACAAACCGCCACAAAAUCGGUCCGAGAUCUCGAUCCGAGAAACGUGUAGCCAAUAAAAUUGUCGCUUUUCCAUAGAAGCUGUAAAUUGAUUGGUUAUAUAUUUCUCGGAUCGAGAUCUCGGACCGAUUUCUAGCAUCGUGGACACUUACCUUUAGAGUUAUUAGACGUGUUUUUCAUUGUGUAUACAGUUUUAUCUUGGCCCAAUAUUUCUCUAUAUUUAAAAAAAACGACAAAGGUAAACAAAAUACUAUUACAUUGUCAUCUAAAAACAAGAGUAUUGUUUGGAAACAUUUUGUUAAAACCAAAGUUGGUGGAAAAUGUAAAAUAUGUCAAAUGAAAGUAAAAAGUAAACUGGAGGAAAUACAACAAACUUAAAAAAUCAUUUGAAGAGGAAACAUUAUGAAACAUUAAGUGGAAAAAAUGAGAAUAAUAAAUGUGACGAUCGUGCAAUAUUUAACGAAGAUGCCGACAAUCUUGUAAUAAUUAAUAAAGAUGAAACAAAUUCUACGAUAGGUGCAUCGGUACCACUUGUAACCGAUUCUAUAUCUAUAAACUCACCUACUACAUCAACAUGUUCUUCAACAGCAACAAGAAUUGAACCAAUUAAGAGAAGAAUGUUAAAAAAGGCUCAACCGCGAAUUGACAAAACAUUAUUAAAUCUGAAAAGUUUUGAAGAUGGAGGUAAGAAGCAUGGCCAAAUAACAAAUAGUAUUCUUUAUAUGAUAGCGAAAGAUAAUUUACCUUAUAAUACGGUAUAGAAAAAAAGUUUCCAAUAUUUUAUGAAAACAUCUGUGCUUUUGUAUAAAAUUUCUGGAAGGAAAACAAUAACGAAUUUGAUACAAGAGAAAUAUGAACUACUUUCAAAUGUUAUAAAAACAAAAUUAUCUACUAUUGAUCAUUUAUGUUUGACAACGGAUAUAUGGACGGACACGUUGAACACUAAAAAUUAUUUGGGAGUAACAGUGCAUUUUACUUCAAACGAAAAAUUAUCAUCUAUAGUUGUUGGUGUUACUGAACUAAAUGAACGACAUGCUUCAGAUUAUCUUGCACAAUGGCUCUUAUGUAUAUGUUCUGACUGGAAUAUUAAAAAAGAUAAUGUUAUAGCCAUUGUAACAGAUAAUGCACCAAAUAUCGUAAAAGCGAUUAAUGAUACAUUUGGGAAAGGCAAACAUUUGCCUUGUUUUGCGCAUACCCUAAAUUUAGUGGUAACAACGUUAUUAAAAAACAAUGACAAAGUUGCAGAUUUAUGCGAAAAAAUGAAAGCAGUAGUUACAUUUUCAAACAUUCUGUCGCUGCAUCAGAUGAGUUACAAAAAUUUGAAACUAAAAAGUUAAUUCAAAGUGUUCCAACUCGUUGGAAUUCGACAUUUUAUAUGUUAGAACGAUUUAUUGAAAUGUCUGAAAGAAUUAGUUUAAUAUUAUUGAAAUUCCCUCAGGCACCUCCAAUGUUGACAGCUUCAGAAUUACAGCUUGCCAAAGAAAUUAUACAAAUAUUAAGUCCUAUCGAAGCUAUCACAAAAGAAAUAUGUGCUGAAAACUAUGUUACAGCAAGUAAAGUAAUACCAUUAAUUAAUUGUUUAAAAAAUACAAUUAAUAGUUUACUUGAAAGUCUAAUAUCAAAUGUAGCUAUAGAGCUCCUUCAAUCACUUUCUAUCGGCAUUGAAACAAGAUUUGGAGCUAUAGAGCAAAUUUCUAUUUUAGCUAUAUCAACGAUUCUAGAUCCGCGGUUUAAACGAUUACAUUUUAAUAACCGUAUCGUCUGUUCACAGGCAAUUAAUAAAAUAGCAAGGCAAAUAGACAAUAUAAAUAUCGAUAUACCAAACAAAGAAAAUGCAGUAUUGAUGAAAAAUAUAUCCUUAAAUAAUAUAUGGUCGUUUCAUGAAAAUCUUAUAAGUAAUACUAAAGUUGUCCGUGAUAAAUCGGAGGAUAUUCCAAUGGAUUUGAAACAUUAUCUUAAUCAAUCAACGAUUGAAUUAACCGAAGAUCCCGUAUAUUAUUGGAAUAAUAUUUAUAAUUCAAUUUAUUCAUCUCUGACAGUAAUUGCAAAACAAUAUUUAUCAGUUAUGGCAACAUCAGUUCCAUCAGAACGCUUAUUCUCAAAAGCGGGUAAUAUUGUAACGGAAAAUAGAAAUAGAUUAACACCUGAACAUCUGCAACAGUUGUUAUUUUUAAAUUCUUUAGAUUUACAUGAAUGGAAAAUAAAUAAAUAA